ACACACAUAUACCCAAACCUAGCUUAUAAGCUUGCUAGCUCCGCAUACAGCUUACCUAAUUUACAAACCAAAGGAUAAAAAUGGGUCCGGCGUCGAUUAAGUGUUUUUGCUCUCUUCUGAUCAUAAUGCUGCUUCUUGCCGGCAUUGCUCCGGCCGCUAUAUGCCGUCAAACGCCACAAAUUUCAGAAGCCACCCUAACUUCCUUCCACCCGCCGCAGAGGUAUGCAAAAAUAUAUGCGACUCUGGGGGUAGUGUGCAAAUGUAGGGAUGAGAACAAUAAUGAAGGUGAACAACACAUGAGCAGAAGGAUUGCUACUACUGCUGCUGCUACAACUACAACUACAACAACAGGGAGCAAGAAGAAGAAGUAUUCUUGCUCUAACCUCCAAUGCCUUCCUUGGAAAAAGCACUAAAUUUUCUCAAACACACCUAUAUUGCUGCGCUACCUGGUGCUGCACACCCAAUUAUCUAUAUAUCUAUCUGUCUAUUUAUAUA
Malania oleifera is the source of this 495-nucleotide messenger RNA. RefSeq lists its product as uncharacterized. The transcript is spliced from 2 exons. The coding region runs from base 81 to 413 and encodes 110 amino acids. The record is from RefSeq and is a predicted model, not a curated record. NCBI's taxonomy places the organism in Eukaryota, Viridiplantae, Streptophyta, Magnoliopsida, Santalales, Ximeniaceae.